Messenger RNA from Phyllopteryx taeniolatus (common seadragon), 3529 nucleotides. RefSeq names its product polyhomeotic-like protein 1. Gene Ontology annotation, cellular component: PRC1 complex. The transcript has 15 exons. Bases 400 to 2778 code for a protein of 792 amino acids. The record is from RefSeq and is a predicted model, not a curated record. Gene Ontology annotation, molecular function: protein binding. NCBI's taxonomy places the organism in Eukaryota, Metazoa, Chordata, Actinopteri, Syngnathiformes, Syngnathidae.
AUUGGCGCUAUCGAUUGGCUGGAUCGAUCGGCGCUCGUUCGGGUUCGCUCGGGCUUUUUCGUGCUGAAAAGUGGGCGUGGCCCUGCCAACGUCAGUCGCCCGUGGGUUACCGCCGCGUCCGUCCAGCGGAGCGAGCCCACCGGAAACGUAAAAGCGACGACACCGAACCCAGACAGACAGACAAGACAGUUCACUGUCCGCCCCCGAGCGCUUCACCCACGCUGCAGCCGGAGGAGAGCGGCGGAGGAACGGCGUCGGGAAGAGGCACGAGUCGCCGCCGACAAGGUGCUUGCCGGCCGGACGGCUGGCUGGACGCCCAGCAAGCAACAAGCUAGCAGGUCCAAGAGAAGGUUCUGUCCUCCCUCGCGGUUGAAAUGUCAAAGUUCACGGCCAGUAACCAUGGAGACACACGACGAGCAGCAACAGCGGCGGCAGGAGGCCUCGGCCAAUGAGAGCGCUGCAUCCGGCACCGGUGCCCGCCCCUUGGCAAUCAACUCCAUGUCGCUGUACGAAAGGCAGGCCGUGCAGGCGCUGCAGAAGCAGCCGCACGCCGCUCAGUACUUCCAGCAGCUGAUGUUGCAGCAGCACAUCAACAAAACGCAGCUGCGCAACCUGGCCGCCGUGCAGCAGGUCAAGGCCGGCGCGACGUCAGACUCAGCCUCCGCGGCCGGCAGUCGGCCCGUCACCGCGGCGACCGCGUCAACCAUCAGCCAGUCGCUGCUGCUGAGCGGCGGGGCGGGGGGUCGCGGUCAGAUGUUUCUCAGGGUCAACCGUUCCCUGAGAGCACCCAUCUCCUCGCAGCUCAUCUUUAUGCCAGGCCGAGCGCCGACGACCGCCACCGUGACGAGCGCGUCCGUAGCGACCGCCUCCGUGGCGACCGUCGCUCGUCCACCCAAAGAAGAAGUAGCGGCUACGAUGUCCUCCGGCAGCCAAACGGACGGCGAGCUGAAUUUGACAGUGAGGGGCACGUCCUGUCCGAAAGGUGUCAAGACGGAGGUGCUCGAAAAGAGUGACGCAGCGUCCUCCUCACUGGUCGCGUCCCCCAAAAAGUCCACCCAGCCGCAGCCGUCCCCCAUCAAGAUCCCCACCUACUUUAAAGCCCACCCCUCCCCCCCCUCCUCCGGUUCCACCUCCUCCAUUCCGUUCCCGCAGCUUCUGCUUCACGGAACUCGUACCCUCACCACGGGGACGGCGGCGCCCGCUGGCGCACACUCGUUGGUCUUGACAUCCGCCGCCGCCUCGCAGGCCCGUGCGUACCCGCUGGGCACGGCCGGCGUCGAGCCGGCGGCGGCUGCCGCGCAGACCUUGGUGGUUCAGCCUCUGCAGAAGAGCGCGCCGGGGGGUGACAAGGUGGCCCACGCCAACGGGCCGGUCCCCAUCCAGCCCAAAACCCUGCAGGGGCUCCGCCUGCCCCUCCGGCUCACUCCCAAAAAACCCCCGCCCAUCAUGCCCGCCCCGCCGCCAGCCGACCGCCCCCCGCGGACACCCCACGUCCCCGUUCAGAUUGUGGGCGCCCGGCAGAGCGCGCUGGGAUUAGCCUUACCCAGGGGGGGCUGCAGUCAGGAGGGGGCGGCCGUCUUCACCAGCUCGUCCAGCCGGCUCACGGUGGUGGCCUCCGUCGCUUCCGGGGAGGGCGCCGUCCCGGGGCGAGCGCCGCCCGCCUCGACCUCGCAGGUUCAUCCGUGCCACGGUCCAAGUCAGAAUGGAACCCUGGUGCCCGCCUCCGCGCUGCCUCGUGCCCCGCUGCCCCUGGUGCAAGAGGCGCAAAGAGGGGCAGUGGAUACGCCCGCUAACGGCGACGCCACAGGAAGUCAGAGCAAGGAUGCGGCGCUGAAGCGCAAGCUGGAGUCCGGCGACGACUUCGUCCCCGAAGUCCGACGGCCGCCGCCGUUACGAGAUGACGCCUCAACUCUGGCCAACUUGGACGCAGCAGUUUCCGCCCCCCCUUUGGCCUCACCGUCGCCGUCCCGUGGCGUCUGCGGUGCGGGUGAGAGGGCUCCUCCCCCCCAAGCGGUGGUGAAGCCGCACAUCCUGACGCAUGUCAUCGAGGGCUUCGUCAUCCAGGAAGGCGCCCGGCCUUUUCCGGUAUGCGGGCAAAUCAAAGACUCGACCGGGGAGGACUUCGCUUCCUCUGUAGCCACGGCAACAAUGCUGAAGUGCGAGUGCUGCGAGAAGUUGGCCCCCGCCAGCCGGUUUCCAGGAACCAAAAGGUUCUGCUCCACCUUGUGUGCAAAGAGGCACAAGCUCACCUUUGGCAGGCGGCCAUCUUGGGAGCAUCGAAGUCACCUCUCCAACUCGGAGGAGGAAUGCGACGUGGCCCAGAGGACGAGGAGGAGGAGGAAGGUGCCGCGCCGGACCAGCUCGGAAAUCGCUAGCGCCAAGAUCGCGGGCCAGUCGCUUUCGCUCAAGCACCUCUCCGAGUCCAGCCGCUCGGACAGCGAGUGGAGCGGCGAGGACGCCGACGCCGUGUCUCUCUCGCCCGCGUCCUCCUCGGCUUCCGGCCACCGCCGGCCCCCGCCGUCGCCGCCGCCGCCGCCGCCGCCCGCCAAGCAGAUGUCCGCCGCGCCUUCGAGCCCCGCACAUUGGAGUGUGGACCAAGUGUCGCAGUUUAUUUGCUCGCUACAAGGCUGCGAGGAUCUGGCGGCGCUCUUCUUGUCGCAGGAGAUCGACGGACAGGCGCUGAUGCUGCUGAAGGAGGACCACCUGGUGUCGGCCAUGAACAUCAAGCUGGGCCCCGCCCUCAAGAUCUGCGCGCACAUCAGCAACCUGAAGGACUGAUCCGCUAGCCCAGGUACCUCCGGCCUUCUGACUUUGUCUGCUCUCCUGUUCCGAUGAGGCCUGGACUCGUGCUGGACUCGUCCUGGACUCGUCCUGUUCAGACGUCCGCAAAUGUGAACUAUUUUUUUCUUUUUCCCACCUUUGUGACAAACGUAGCAGAACUCUCGUGAGAAACUCGAAAGCUGUGUCGGGAUCGCUCGCUCUCCGCUGUGUUGUGAGUUUGCCGUUUCGUAGCGCAGUUCGAAUGUGUCGUUAAGUACAGUGGUGCCUUGAGAUACGAGUGACCCGACUUUCGAGUUUUUCAAGAUGCGAGCCGUCGCGCUCGCAGUCACGUAUUAUUUAUCCUCCGCGGAGAACAACUAAUAUUAGUACCGUACUGAUGAGCUGAGGGGAGUGGAGACGUCUCGAUGAACACGAUAUCCGACUGUCUGUGGUUUUUAAAAUAUGGCAGAAUACAGACAUGAAGACACAUCAAGAAGUGUCUCCCAAUGGACUGCUGUGGCUCAUAUCUCCAAAAAAAAAAACUCAUAACCUGAGUCAGUUGUAUUUCAAGGCAAUAGUGUACCUGUAAGAAAAUGUCUUCCACAAACCCGAUGAUGGAGUUUUGGUUCAGUUUUUUUUUUCCCUCUUUGGAAGUGGCGACCACGCCAGCAGGCAGUUGUGAUCUUCUUCUCUCUACAACUAUUUUCUUUCUUUAUUUUUUAAAAAGCGUCUUUAAUCAUCUCCAUGAGUGACAUCUUUGGGUCUUUUU